AUGAUGGCAGGCCUAACUAUGGGUCUUUUGUCAUUAGACAUGCUCAAUGUGCGUAUUCUCGAGAUGGAGGGUUCAGACGACGAGAAGAAAUACGCCAAGCAAGUGUUGCCUGUAUUGACUAAACAUCAUCUUCUCCUCGUAACAUUGCUGGUUGUCAAUGCAAGUGCAAACGAAGCACUGCCAAUUUUUCUCAAUAAAUUGGUACCUGAAGCCGUGUCCAUCGUACUGUCCGUAACCUGCGUCCUACUUUUUGGCGAGAUCAUCCCUUCAGCAGUAUUUACUGGUCCCAAUCAGCUCCGAAUUGCUGCAAUACUUUGUCCGUUUGUAAAAGUCUUGAUGGCAAUUACAUUCCCAAUUGCGUAUCCGAUUAGUCGUGUGCUCGACAUGUGGCUUGGAGACGACCACGAUCCAGCUCAAUACAAGCGCAAAGAGAUUAAGGCUCUGGUGACGUUGCAGCGUGAAAAUGAUGCGGCGCGACGAUCGUUUGCUGAUCACUUGCGGCAAUCGCAGCGGCUUCACGACACUCCUACGCACUCUCAAGCGAUGACGACAAUGUCGGCGAUUAGUGACAGGCAGCCACUGCUAACCCCACACUCGCUGUACGAGGACUCGGCACAAGGCACACGUCUACAUGUAGAUGAAGUGACAAUAAUACAUGGUGCACUCGAUCUUGCUGCAAAGACUGUCACGGAGGUGAUGAUCCCUAUGAAAGAUGUGUACAUGCUCGAACUCGACACAGAGCUGUGUCCAGACAUGCUAGCAAGAAUAUUGGCGCACGGACACAGUCGAAUCCCCGUGUACGAAAGGCACAAGUCAAAUAUUGUUGGUUUGCUGCUUGUAAAAAAGCUUAUUGUGCUGGAUCCAGAUGAUCGUCGCCCAAUUAGAGACUUAAUGCUGCGAAAACCAAUUCUGGUGAGCCCGAAGGAAUCGUGCUACUCGAUACUUAAUGAGUUUCAAAAGGGCCACUCGCACAUUGCGCUGGUGACGGAGGAUGUUAACAAGGUGUUGAGGUGUUGGCGUUCGCAAGACGAAAUUCCUGAAACUGUUUUAUUUGAUGGCAUCGUGACCAUCGAAGACGUGAUUGAGGAACUCAUCCAGGAAGAAAUCGAAGACGAAAGCGAUUUGUACGUUCAUGACAUCGUAGAUUACUGGCAAACUCGCUACCGAGAAGUCAGAAAGGGUUCAGGAUCGGCAUUUGUGAAAAAGCGCCUCCGUUUAUUAGCGGAUCGUGCACGACGUCGCGUGAAAAGCCGUCGUUUGAAGCAAGCUGUUGGACCUUCAAGUGGUAGAACCAGUAGGUCUUCAAGUAUCCCCCAGCCGGAUCCUAUGGUAGAGGUGAAAAUUAUAUCCGAGAAAACUCCGCUGUUAUGA
Plasmopara halstedii is the source of this 1371-nucleotide messenger RNA. RefSeq lists its product as hypothetical. Lineage: Eukaryota; Oomycota; Peronosporomycetes; Peronosporales; Peronosporaceae. Gene Ontology annotation, biological process: magnesium ion homeostasis. The record is from RefSeq and is a predicted model, not a curated record. Bases 1 to 1371 code for a protein of 456 amino acids. Gene Ontology annotation, cellular component: intracellular membrane-bounded organelle. The transcript has a single exon.